Molecule: messenger RNA, 555 nt
Organism: Parnassius apollo (apollo)
Lineage: Eukaryota; Metazoa; Arthropoda; Insecta; Lepidoptera; Papilionidae
Source: the annotation of a GenBank genome assembly
AUGAAUCGGGGGAAAAAAAUUGUGGCUUUGGUUUCUGAGGCUUGUAACUCACAGGAUAGACCUGAAAAAGUAGCUCCUAAGUUAAAUUAUGAUCCAAAUAAAGUAGUACACGUUUUGGAAGAUAUUCAGUUACAGUAUUUAAAAUCAAGAAAGUCUAUACCAGAACCUUCAAAUUCAGUUGCUGACAAAACUUAUUAUGAGAUAAAUGACAAUAUCAAUAUAACAUCACUGACUGAUCUAGAUCUACCAAAUACUUUUAUUACAGAAAAUAUAAAUCAUACAAUUUGUUCUGACAUUACAUUUCCCAAUACUACAUUCAAUGACGUGCCUUUAGACGAUAAAUUGUUGUCCACGGUUUAUGAUAUUCACAACACUUUCACGACAGACGAGAAUUUGAUUAUAAUACCAUCACAAAUUGAAAUAGAAUCACAAUCAACAAAUAUUUUGAUCUCAGACAACAUACACAAUUCCGAUGCGGAUACUAUUCAAACAUUAGGUAAUAUAAUAUCUCACGAAACAAUUACUAGUUCUUUAGAAAUUAUCAACUCAUGUUGA